AUGACUUCGUUACAGCCGCAUGAUUUACCUGUGUCGCAGCCGCAUGAUUUACCUGUGACGCAGCCGCAUGAUUUACCUGUGUCGCAGCCGCAUGAUUUACCUGUGACGCAGCCGCAUGAUUUACCUGUGUCGCAGCCGCAUGAUUUACCUGUGACGCAGCCGCAUGAUUUACCUGUGACGCAGCCGCAUGAUUUACCUGCGUCGCAGCCGCAUGAUUUACCUGUGUCGCAGCCGCUUGAUUUACCUGUGACGCAGCCGCUUGAUUUACCUGUGACGCAGCCGCUUGAUUUACCUGUGACGCAGCCGCUUGAUUUACCUGUGACGCAGCCGCAUGAUUUACCUGUGACGCAGCCGCAUGAUUUACCUGCGUCGGUGGCCAGGAAAGAACGUUUUGUUGCGUUCCACCCAGGCAGAACGCUGCGUUCGCCGUGA
Molecule: messenger RNA, 432 nt
Organism: Procambarus clarkii (red swamp crayfish)
Lineage: Eukaryota; Metazoa; Arthropoda; Malacostraca; Decapoda; Cambaridae
Source: RefSeq, a predicted model, not a curated record